AUGCCAUCUCCAGCUCAUCUAAUUUCCAAGGUUGGUGACCCAAUGUUCGCCGCGGUCAUUGGGCUGUCAGCAGCUGCAACUCGUAUCAAUCGGGAAGAGAAAGAACUUGGGCGCAGUUCCCAGCAGACCGUUGAUGCUGGACUGAGGCGAAUUGGGUUUCCUCGGCAGAGCGACCACCCAGAACUUAAGAAGAAUUGA
Molecule: messenger RNA, 198 nt
Organism: Hyaloscypha bicolor E
Lineage: Eukaryota; Fungi; Ascomycota; Leotiomycetes; Helotiales; Hyaloscyphaceae
Exons: 2
Coding region: 1-198 (65 amino acids)
Biological process (GO): protein secretion
Source: RefSeq, a predicted model, not a curated record